Messenger RNA from Cercopithifilaria johnstoni, 1533 nucleotides. The record is from the annotation of a GenBank genome assembly. Lineage: Eukaryota; Metazoa; Nematoda; Chromadorea; Rhabditida; Onchocercidae.
AUGCAGUCCAAUACCACAAUUACCUCUACUAAUUUAACCAAAACUUAUGCCUCAGAACUAUUACCGCACAAUCCACGGAACUGGGAUGGCACGAAAAAAUUUCUGGAAGAAGUUGUCAAAAUUCUUCUAGAAUAUAUCAACGAAGAAAAUCGGCGUGAAAAUAAAGUGCUGGAUUUCCAUCAUCCAGCCGAAAUGCAAAACUUGAUUGACUUAAGUAUUCCGGAUAAUCCGUGUACUUUACAAGAGUUGCUUCAGGAUUGUCGAGAAGUGUUGCGUCUGGGUGUUCGAACUGGACAUCCGCGCUUCUUCAAUCAGAUAUCAUGCGGGCUUGAUCUUAUAUCUAUGGCUGGUGAAUGGCUCACUGCCACUUCUAAUACUAAUAUGUUUACCUAUGAAAUUGCACCAGUGUUUACCUUAAUGGAAAAGGAAGUGAUGAAGAAAAUGGUUGAAUUGAUCGGUUGGCAGAAGGGCGAUGCCAUUUUUGCUCCCGGUGGCGCUAUUUCAAAUCUUUAUGCUAUGAAUGCCGCACGACAUGCAUGCUUUCCGAAAUGUAAAUUACUUGGACAAAGCGAUCUACCAACUCUCUGCAUCUUCACUUCCGAGGAUAGUCAUUAUUCAAUCAAGGGGGCAGCAGCUGUAAUGGGUAUUGGUGCCGAUAACUGUUUCAGUAUUUCGACUGAUUUUUCCGGACGAAUGAUAUCUGAAGCAUUAGAACAACGCAUUAUAGAGUGUAAAAAAUGUGGCAUGAAACCAUUUUUUGUCUGCGCAACAGCUGGAACAACAGUGUAUGGUGCGUGGGAUCCGAUACCACAAAUAGCAGAUAUAUGCGAUCGUCAUGAAUUAUGGCUUCACGUCGACGCAGCUUGGGGUGGUGGCCUAUUGUUAUCACCGGAAUAUCGUUAUAAAUUGUGCGGUAUAGAAAGAGCUAAUUCGGUCACAUGGAAUCCGCAUAAAUUGAUGGGUGCAUUGUUACAAUGUAGCGCUUGUUUCAUUAAGCAAGAACUUAAAAAAUUUUGGGGUCUUUUGUUCCAAACAAACCAGAUGUCAGCCGAUUACUUAUUUCAACAAGAUAAGCCUUACGAUGUUAAUUUCGACACUGGUGAUAAAGCGAUGCAGUGCGGUCGACACAAUGAUAUCUUCAAACUUUGGUUAAUGUGGAGGUCAAAGGGUAUGACAGGAUAUCGUCGACAAAUUAAUCGACUAAUGGAUCUGGCGGCAUAUUUUACAGCUCGAAUUCGAGAAACUGAAGGUUAUGAAUUGGUUGUCGAUCCGCCGGAAUUUUUGAAUAUCUGCUUUUGGUAUAUACCACCAAGUCUUCGGAAUAUGGAAAAAGCUGAACGAAAUGCUCGACUGGAAAAAAUAGCACCAAAAAUUAAAGCAAAAAUGAUGGAACGUGGAACAACAAUGGUUGGCUAUCAACCAGAUAAGCGUAGACCAAAUUUCUUUCGAAUGAUUAUUUCAAAUCAAGCAAUCACUAAAGAAGAUCUUGAUUUUCUAAUUGAAGAGAUCAUAUCUAUUGGUAAUGAAAUUUAA